This is a messenger RNA of Colletotrichum spaethianum, 6540 nucleotides long. Its product is annotated as conidial yellow pigment biosynthesis polyketide synthase. Gene Ontology annotation, molecular function: 3-oxoacyl-[acyl-carrier-protein] synthase activity; phosphopantetheine binding; fatty acid synthase activity. NCBI's taxonomy places the organism in Eukaryota, Fungi, Ascomycota, Sordariomycetes, Glomerellales, Glomerellaceae. The transcript has 4 exons. Bases 1 to 6540 code for a protein of 2179 amino acids. The record is from RefSeq and is a predicted model, not a curated record. Gene Ontology annotation, biological process: fatty acid biosynthetic process.
AUGGCCGAUAUGAUGUCUUAUCUCCUCUUUGGAGAUCAGUCGCUUGACACCCAUGGAUUUCUCGCCGAGUUCUACCGUUCAGGAAAUCCGAGCACCCUUGCGAAGACGUUCCUCGACCAGGCUGGCCAGGCAUUGAGGGAGGAGAUCGAUGGUUUGGGGAAGUUGGAACGGUCGAAACUCCCUACGUUCCUGUCACUCCGCCAACUCAACGAGCGAUACCACGCCCAGAGCAUCAAGCACCCGGGCAUCGACAGUGCCCUGCUUUGCAUCACCCAGCUGGCCCACUACAUCGACCGCACCGAGAAGGAGCCUCAAGAUGGCGCUCCUCAUGAUCACACAUUCUUCAUGGGUCUUUGCACGGGGCUGUUCGCCGCCGCCGCGAUCGCCUCGACCCCUUCAGUCUCUACCUUGAUACCCAUUGCCGUUCAGGUAGUCCUCAUGGCCUUCCGAACCGGCUCCCACGUCGGUUCGCUGGCCGAGAGGCUCAGCCCGCCGGUCGGUCAAUCUGAACCCUGGACACACAUCCUUCCUGGCCUGAAGGAAUCCGACGCCAAAGAGGCACUUACUAAUUUCCAUGAAUCUAAUUACAUCCCCGUCGCCAGCCAAGCAUACGUUAGCGCUGUGUCGUCAUCCAGCCUGGCGAUCUCAGGACCGCCUGCUACCCUCAGAGCGCUCGAGGACCAGAAUGUCUUCGGCGUCAAGCCUACGGCUAUCCCCGUGUACGGUCCCUACCACGCCGCUCACCUUCACGGCACCGCCGACAUCGAGAAGAUUCUUCGCCUCAACGACCCCAAGGUCGUCGAGAUCUUCGCCAAGAGCAAGCCUCGCUCCGCCAUCAUGUCCGGAACCAAGGGAAUCUGGUUUGCCGAGACCGACACCAAGUCUCUCCUUAAGGCAGUUGCCCACGAGUGCCUCGUCGACGUUCUUCAGUUCCAGAAGGGUAUUGAGGGAUGCAUCGAGACGGCCCGCGACUUCGAGGGAUCGACAUGCCUCGUCAUCCCCUAUGGUCCCACCCACAACGCCGAGACUUUGUCGAAGCUGAUCAAGGACCGCACGCAGCUCGAUGUCCAGGUUCGUCCUGGACCCAAGAUCCAGAGAGAGAGCAUCAACUCUCCCAUCGGAAACCACGGGUCCAGCGGAAAGUGCAAGCUGGCUAUUGUCGGUAUGGCCGGUCGUUUCCCUGACGCCGCCAGCCACGAGAAGCUUUGGGAGCUCCUCUCGAAGGGUCUUGACGUUCACAGGGUCGUUCCUGCUGACCGUUUCCCCGUCGCAACUCACUACGACAUCACUGGCAAGGCUAUCAACACGAGUCACUCCCAGUACGGUUGCUGGAUUGAGAACCCUGGCUACUUCGACCCUAGGUUCUUCAACAUGUCUCCCCGUGAGGCGUUCCAGACCGACCCCAUGCAGCGUAUGGCCUUGACUACUGCCUACGAGGCGCUCGAGAUGUGCGGUUAUGUCCCCAACAGAACGCCCUCGACGAGACUGGACCGCAUUGGUACAUUCUACGGUCAGACUUCUGACGAUUGGCGUGAAAUCAACGCUGCCCAGGAGGUCGACACCUACUACAUCACCGGUGGUGUGCGAGCCUUCGGCCCUGGUCGUAUCAACUACCACUUCGGCUUCAGCGGCCCGAGUUUGAACAUCGACACGGCCUGCUCUUCCAGUGCCGCUGCGCUGAACGUCGCUUGCAACUCUCUGUGGGUGAAAGACUGUGACACCGCCAUUGUUGGUGGUCUCUCCUGCAUGACGAACCCGGACAUUUUCGCCGGUCUGUCUCGUGGCCAGUUCUUGUCGAAGACCGGCCCCUGUGCCACCUUCGACAACGGUGCCGAUGGUUACUGCCGUGCUGACGGUUGUGCCUCGGUCAUUGUCAAGCGCCUCGACGACGCCAUUGCCGACAAGGACAACGUCCUCGCCGUGAUCUUGGGCACCGCGACGAACCACUCUGCCGAUGCCAUUUCCAUCACUCACCCCCACGGCCCUACCCAGUCCAUCCUGUCGAGACACAUUCUCGACGAGGCUGGCGUCGACCCCCUCGACGUUGACUACGUUGAGAUGCACGGCACUGGUACCCAGGCUGGUGACGGCACUGAGAUGGUCUCCGUGACCAACGUCUUCGCCCCUGCUGAUCGCAAGAGACCUGCCGACCGCCCUCUUUACCUUGGUGCCGUCAAGUCCAACGUCGGUCACGGCGAGGCUGCUUCAGGUGUCACUGCUCUUACCAAGGUCCUGAUGAUGAUGCAGAAGAACGCCAUCCCUCCCCACGUCGGUAUCAAGAAGGAGAUCAACAAGACGUUCCCCAAGGACUUGUCGGAGCGCAACGUCAACAUCGCCUUCCACCUCACCCCCUUCAAGAGGAGAGACGGCAAGCCUAGACGUAUCUUCGUCAACAACUUCAGUGCCGCUGGUGGUAACACUGGCCUGCUGUUGGAGGAUGCGCCCCAUCUCAAGGCGCCCGAGUCCGACCCUCGUAGCGUCCAGGUCGUCACGGUUACUGGCAAGUCCAAGGCUGCCAUGAUCCGCAACGCCGAGAGACUUGUUGGCUGGAUGGAGCAGAACCCCCAGACGCCUCUCUCUCACUUGGCAUACACGACCACUGCCCGUCGCAUUCAGCACUACUGGCGCAUGAACGUCGCUGCCUCCGACUUGCCUGAGGCCCAGCGCCUCAUUAAGGACAGGCUCAAGGAGAACUUCACUCCCAUCUCCACUCAGCAGCCCAAGGUUGCCUUCAUGUUCACUGGCCAGGGAUCUCACUACGCCGGCCUCGGCAAGGAUCUCUACGCGCACUACCGUGUUUUCCGUGAGAGCAUCGAAGAGUUUAACCAGCUGUCCCAAAUCCACGGCUUUCCUAGCUUCCUGCCUCUCAUUGAUGGUAGCGAGGCCGAUGUGACCAAGCUUUCGCCCGUCAUCGUGCAGCUUGGUCUGUGCUGCUUCGAGAUGGCGCUUGCUCGUCUGUGGGCCUCUUGGGGCAUCAAGCCCAGCGCUGUCAUGGGCCACUCCCUCGGCGAGUACGCUGCUCUCAAUGCCGCUGGUGUCCUGUCUGCCAGCGACACGAUUUACCUAGUUGGAGCUCGCGCCCAGCUCCUCGUCCAGAAGUGCACUGCUGGCACCCAUGCUAUGCUCGCUGUCACCGGCCCCGUUGACGCGGUCAUGGAGGCCCUCGGCGCCGAGGCUGAGGCUGUCAACGUUGCUUGCAUCAACGGCCCUCGGGAGACUGUUCUCAGCGGUGCGGCUGCCAAGAUCAGUGAGAUCUCCUCGCAUCUUGGCACUGCCGGUUUCAAGUGCACCCAGCUCAAGGUGCCUUUCGCCUUCCACUCUGCUCAGGUCGAUCCCAUCCUGGACGACUUUGAGACUCUCGCUCGUUCCGUGAGCUUCGAGAGGCCUCAGGUUCCCAUCAUCUCGCCUCUGCUUGGCAAGAUGGUUGAGAACGAGCCGGUCAAUGCCGCGUACCUUCGCAACCACGCCCGUGACGCUGUCAACUUCCUUGGCGGCCUUGUCCACGCCCAGCAGUCUGGUGCCGUUGACGAGAAGACCGUUUGGCUCGAGGUUGGACCUCACCCCGUCUGUGCCAACUUCGUCAAGUCUUCGUUUGGCAUCAGCUCGGUUGCUGUUCCCACUCUGCGUCGCAACGAGCCUACUUACAAGGUUCUCAGCAACACUCUGUGUGCUCUUCACACUGCUGGUAUCAACCUGGACUGGGAUGAGUUCCACCGCGACUUCAGCGAGUGCACUCGUCUCCUUGACCUCCCGACCUACUCCUUCGACGAGAAGAACUACUGGCUCCAGUACACCGGCGAUUGGUGCCUUACCAAGAACCGUGGUCCUUCCGCGGUCAAGGCUCCUCUCCAGAUCGAGCCUGCCAGGCCUAAGCUGUCCACCACCUCCAUCCACGCAGUCACUAACGAGGAUGUCAAUGGUGACAUUGCCCUCGUCGAGACCGAGACCAACCUCUCGCGCCCCGACACCCGCCCUCUCGUCGAGGGCCACUUGUGCAACGGCGCUCCUCUCUGCCCUUCCACCCUCUACGCCGAUAUGGCUAUGACUGUUGCCGACUACGCGUACAAGAUGCUCCGCCCUGACGCCGAGCCCGUCGGCCUGAACGUUGCCAACGUCGAGGUGCCCAAGACUCUCAUCUUUGACGAGAAGCUUGAUGCCCAUGUCCUCCGCACCACCGUCACUGCCAACGUCGCUCUGGGCUAUGCCGACGUCAGCUUCCACACUGGCGAGGGCUCUAAGAAGACCGAGCACGCUCACUGCAAGGUCGUCUACGGCAGCACUGAGCAGUGGGCUGACGAGUUCGAGCGUGUUAGCUACCUCAUCAAGGGCCGUAUUGACGCCCUCGAGGAGGCUGAGAGACAGGGCAAGGCGUCCAAGAUUGGUCGCGGACUGACCUACAAGCUCUUCACUGCUUUGGUCGACUAUGACAAGAAGUACCAGGGUAUGGAGGAGGUCAUCUUGGACAGCAAGACCUGCGAGGCUACCGCCAAGAUCAGUUUCCAGACCACGGAGAAGGAUGGCAGCUUUUUCUGCAACCCGUACUGGAUUGACAGCUGUUGCCAUCUCUCUGGUUUCGUCAUCAACGGUACCGAUGCCAUCGACUCGCGCGAGCAAGUCUUCAUCUCCCACGGAUGGGGCUCCAUGAGAUUCACCGAGAAGCUCGAUGCCUCCAAGACUUACCGCUCCUACGUUCGUAUGCAGCCUGUCAAGGGUACCAAGAUGAUGGCUGGUGAUGCUUACGUCUUUGAUGGUGACCGCAUCAUCGGUGUUGCUGGCGACGUCAAGUUCCAGUCCAUCCCUCGCAAGGUCCUCAACAUGGUCUUGCCUCCUCGUGGACGUGCCGCUGCCGGCUCUGCUCCUGCCGCCGCUGCCCCCAAGGCUGCUGCCCCCGCCAAGGCUGCCCCGGCCAAGGAGAAGAGUGGCAAGGAGAAGGCUACCAAGCAAGUCACCGCCAGCAACCUCAAGGCUGUCAACGCCAAGCUCGCCAAGCGCUCCGUUGUCCAAGACGUUUUCGACAUCCUGGCCAAAGAAGUUGGUGUCACCCAAGAUGAACUUGCUGACAACAUCGCCUUCACUGAUUUGGGCUGUGACUCCCUGAUGGCUCUGACCGUCUCUGGCAGAAUGCGUGAGGAGCUUGACAUCGACAUCGACUCUCAUGCCUUUGUCGAGUACCCGACCAUCGGUGCAUUCAAGGCUUUCCUUGCUCAGUUCGAGACCUCUGAUCGCAAGGACAGCUACGUCCAGGACUCUGGUGAUUCCAGCGGUUCCGUUUCCGAGACACCCGAGCUGGAGUCUGACUCCAACGUCACUACCCCUUACGAGGAGAGUGACCGUUCCGUCAAGGGUGACGGCGACGACACCGAAUGCGGUGACCUCCAGAACAUUCUUCGUGACACUAUCGCUACGGAGAUGGGCGUUGAGGUUGAUGAGAUUGUUGCGGCUCCAGAUCUGGCUGCUUUGGGCAUGGACUCUCUCAUGAGUCUCUCUAUUCUCGGCACCCUCCGCGAGAAGUCGGGCAUGGACAUUCCCAGCGACCUCUUCGUCACCAACCCCUCUUUGUUGGAGGUUGAGAAGGCCCUCGGUAUUGGCCCAAAGCCCAAGCCCGCGCCUGCGCCUAAGCCUGCAAAGGCUGCCUCGGCCCCUCGCCGCGAGAAGGUUGAGCCAACCAGGGAGAUCAACACUCACCCUGGCAACACCACUGCCUCAAUCACCAAGCCGCCCCCACCCAGAGAGAUCAUUGACAAUUACCCUCACCGCAAGGCCACCUCGAUCCUUCUCCAGGGAAGCACCCGCACCGCCACCAAGAACCUGUGGAUGGUACCCGACGGCAGUGGCUGCGCAACCUCCUACACCGAGAUCAGCCAGGUCUCCAGCCAGUGGGCGGUCUGGGGUCUCUUCUCCCCCUUCAUGAAGACCCCUGAGGAGUACAAGUGCGGUGUCUACGGUAUGGCUUCCAAGUUCAUUGAGGCUAUGAAGGCGAGACAGCCCAAAGGUCCCUACUCCUUGGCUGGUUGGUCCGCGGGCGGUGUCAUCGCCUAUGAGAUUGUCAACCAGCUCACCAAGGCCGGCGAGAGCGUCGAGAACCUCAUCAUCAUUGACGCCCCCUGCCCCAUCACCAUCGAGCCUCUCCCCAAGAGCCUUCACUCCUGGUUCGCCUCCAUCGGCCUCCUCGGUGAGGGAGACGACGACAACAAGAAGAUUCCCUCUUGGCUCCUUCCCCACUUCGCCGCCAGUGUUACUGCCCUCAGCAACUACACUGCCGAGCCUAUCCCCAAGGAGAAGUGCCCCAACGUUAUGGCCAUCUGGUGCGAGGACGGUGUCUGCCACCUUCCCUCCGACCCUCGCCCAGACCCCUAUCCCACGGGCCAUGCUCUAUUCCUCUUGGACAACAGGACCGACUUCGGUCCUAACCGCUGGGACGAGUACCUGGACGUUAACAAGUUCAGGACCAGGCACAUGCCUGGCAACCACUUCUCCAUGAUGCAUGGCGAUUAUGCCAAACAACUUGGACAGUUCAUUCGUGAAGCGGUUUGCGAGUAA